UGGCUCUAUGGCAAAAAGAAAAUGUAAUCAGGAACAAAGGUUGGCAUUUUAAACACAACUGUCUCAUAAACGAUUAGGAUCAGUAACGUGAACAUAAUCCGUCCCCCCCCCCCAUUUCCUUAUUAUAGCAUAAAUGCAUAAAUGUUCUACAUCUUUUAGAUACCCUCGUGCUCGGGUGCAACUUUCUCAGGAGACAAAAAAAAGUGUCAAUAUGAAUAUUUAGUUUUCGUACCCCAUUUCUAUUUCAUAUCUCCUCCUAAAUGCGAGCGAGAAAAGGAAAAAGAUGUAGAGACCAACGUUUCGAAACGGCCAAGCUACCACACGCUCCAGCUUUGAAAAGCGCCUGGAGGCGGUGCCAAAGUUUUACUUUUCGUUCGCGCCGAGCGGCAACCAGAGCCUCAUGCCCGGCGGGAGGAAGCGAAGCGAGUCAGAAAGGAAACCAAGGGAAGGCCUUGUAGGGUGGGGCCUAAGCGGGGCCCCGCGCUCCCCAUUGGUCCGACGGCCCGUUCCUCAAAAGGCGAAGCUUCGGAGGCUGCCUGGAUCCGCCUCCAGCUCCCAUUCUUGUGAGAUGAAAACUUUCUGGCGGCCUCGGUGGGUGGAGGGAAAUAAAAAAAAAUGUUUAAGAUGGCGGAAAAUUUAAAAGAGUGUACUGUUUGUUGCAAGUCAACUUGGUCCAAUCUCCAGGAUCUUUGUCGAUUGGAGAAGGUGUGUUGCCCUUCCUUGGGCAUUACUAAAAAAAACCUCAGUGAUUUUGAAGUAGAAUAUCUAUGUGAUUAUAAGAAAAUUGGGGAUGAGGAAUUCUACCUGGUGAAGUGGCGGGGCUAUCCUGAUUCAGACAAUACCUGGGAGCCCCGAAAGAAUUUGCGAUGUAUCAGUAUACUCAAGCAAUUCCACAGGGACCUAGAACAGGCAUUCAUCCGGCGUGGUGGCAAGCUCAAAAAGAAUAUGCGCUUACUUGAUCAAGGAAUUUCUAGUUAUUUGGUUCAGAAGGCCAAACAGAGGCGAGCUUUGCAGCAUUGGGAAUAUGAGCUUAAUGCCAAGCGCAACCACAAGGGACGAAUUGUGGUAGAAAAUGAGGUGGACUUGGAUGGACCUCCCCGGGACUUUGUCUACAUCAAUGAAUAUAAAGUUGGGGAGGGUAUCACUCUCAACCAGAUGGCUGUAGGCUGUGAAUGUUCAGACUGUCUGUCAGAAGCAGCAGGAGGAUGCUGUCCUGGUGCUUCACACCAUAAAUUUGCCUAUAAUGAGUUGGGCCAAGUGAAGAUCAAGGCUGGCAUGCCCAUCUAUGAGUGCAAUUCUCGCUGUAGCUGUGGUAUUGAUUGCCCAAACCGUGUAGUACAGAGGGGCAUUCGUUAUGACCUUUGCAUUUUCCGGACAGAUAAUGGAUGUGGCUGGGGUGUACGUACAUUGGAGAAGAUUCGCAAGCACAGUUUUGUUAUGGAAUAUGUUGGAGAGAUUAUCACAUCAGAGGAAGCUGAGAGACGGGGUCAGGUCUAUGACCGACAGGGUGCCACUUAUCUAUUUGAUCUGGACUACGUAGAAGAUGUAUACACAGUAGAUGCUGCCUAUUAUGGCAACAUAUCACAUUUUGUUAAUCACAGUUGCAACCCCAAUCUACAGGUGUACAAUGUUUUUAUUGAAAAUUUGGAUGAACGACUGCCACGCAUUGCUUUCUUUGCUACUCGAUCUAUCAGAGUUGGGGAAGAGCUCACCUUUGACUAUAAUAUGCAAGUGGAUCCAGUAAAUGCAGAAAGCACAAGGAUGGAUUCUAAUUUUGGCCUUGUGGGAAGUCUGACUUGUUCACCCAAGAAGCGGAUGCGAAUUGAGUGUAAAUGUGGCACAGAAACUUGUCGAAAAUAUCUUUUCUAGUUCUUUAUUAAUUUUUCUUGGAAGAUGCCUUGUAAAGCCUGGAUUGGAAGUCCAAACUGGCUGUUGAAAGAUUGCAGACAGUGGCUAAGAGUCAGGAACUUACCCACUUGAAGAACAAAUGAUAAAGCUUAGAACUGCAAGAGGGCAGUAAUCCACAUUUCUUGUGCUAUAUAGCACUGACUUGGCUGCUUCUGAUUGCCUGAUCAGAGUUUUUUUUAUGGAAAACAUGGGUGUGGGGCAGUCUCCUCAGUAGGCGGACAGGUUGCUUGACUAUCUUGCUUCUGAGAUGCUGGAAACACUACAGUGUAGAACAGAAUUUUUUUCGUAAGUCUGUGCUUAUCUUAUCUGACCCUCAACUACAGUUUACUGUUUAAAGCCUAAAAUACAAAGACAAGGAACUGGCUAAUUUUUCAGGUUUUUUUCGAAGGACAAAAAUCUUAAUUUUCUGUAAGAAGCACUUCCUAGCCACCUUACUGGUAGGUGGGAAAUCAAAGCCGUUUUCUUCUCCCUGUGCACAGACUUUGUAUUACCUCAGUGUGCCAUAUGACUGCUGUCCAUCUUUACAUAAUUGCUACUUGAAGUCGCACUUAAAACCAUCAUGGAGUGAAGCUCUAUGCAACCUGAAAAACCAACAAUGUCGCCUUUUUUAAUUAAUGCAUUUGUUUUUAAAGAAAAUGUUUUUAAUUUUUUUUUAAUGGGUUGGGGCAAAAACUAGCUUCUUGAGAUAGCUGUAUUUGGAAGAUGUUAUGAAGUUCUUGAAUUAUGACUGCUGAACUGAAUUGUCUGGAUUCUUUAUUCUGUGUUUUACAACUUACUGUUCUUUUUAAAAAAUAAUUUUUUCACUGCAGUAAUGUAAAGAGAAUAGGCUUUAGAAGCAGCUUUAAUCUAACAGAAAUGAGAGAAACAUGUAAUCAGAAUUACAAAAACAAAACACUUGCUUUUGGGCUUUGGUUUUUAUAAACAUGAAAGAUAUUGUAGAGCAGGAACAUUUUAUAUUUGGCACAAGAAAAUGAGGGUUUAAUUUAUUUUGUUUUAAUAAUGAAUUAGAAUAAUAUAAUUGGAAGUGAAUUUUUAAGCCAUUGAGUCCAAGCCCCUGCUCAGUCCCAAAUCAAAGUGAAAGCAUCCCUGACAAAUACCAAUUCAAUCUUUGCUUGCAUAUAUCCAAUCAAAGGGAGCCCUCCAUCUCUUAGGAUAAAAAAGUUUUCAUUUUUGAAUGCCCUUUAGGAAGUUUUUCUGACACUUCAACUGGAAAAUGUCUUCUGGUAAUUUUAGACCAAUUAUUUCAGGUUCUUUUUCUUUGGGACAACUAAGAACAGAUUAUGACCAUUUAUUAGCAUACUCCAAAUAUCACAAGGGAUAACAAUUAUAACUGCUGUCACUUUUUGAAAACUAAACAUUUACUCACUCUUUAUUAUCACCCUGUAGACCCAUUUUUACUGCCCUGAUCAUCUUUAUAUCUUUUUGCACUUGUUCCAAUGUAUCUAAACCUUUUAAGUGCACAGAAAAGGAUACAGAUCUGCACUAUUAUUUGUGAGAUCUGAAAAUUAUAUUCUACUGAAGCAAUAUGAAAUGUUUCCCUUUUGCAGCUACAUGACUGAUUGAUAUCAUUUCCACUUCCAAGACCCAUUUUGCACAUACUAAUGCUAUACCAAGAGUUCCUUAUCCUGCUCUGGUUAAUUUGAGUUUUCUUAAAUAAUGACAUGUUUCUAUAUUAUAGAAUAUUAGCUCUCCCUCCCAGUUUCAUUUCAUUUGUAAAUUUGGUGAAUGUUCAGUCUAUCUCUUUGUUCAAAAUAAUUGCCAAAAUGGUUGAUGUGUUCCUGGCCGAGGACUUAACCCUGCAGCCCUCAUUUUGUACUUCACUUCUGGUUUAGUUUUAAGGACCUGCUGUUAGCCUCCUUAAACACUGCACCUAGUUCAUACUUAUCUAGUGUAUUAAUAAGAAUGUUAUGUGAUAGUUUAAAUGCUUUACUGAAAUCAAGAUAUAUAUGAAACGUUCUCCAUUCCCCUAUAUUAUAACUGGAUAAAAAUAUACCAACACCAACCCCCCCACUCCAACCCAAAAUAAGCUCAGUCUGACAAGAUUUCUUGAAAAAUCUAUUCAGGCUUCUGCUGAUUACAUUAACAUUUAAAAUGCUGUUUUUGUUUUGAAACAGUGAGUGAUAAAACUUUUGCUGCUUGAGCCUCUUAGGAAGAAAAUAAUAAACAAAUAAAAUGGGAUGCUUAAAACUGUUCAAGAUGUAUUUCCCCUAUAGAAGUUAGGGAAAAUAAGGAUACUAGAUCUCAGUGUUCUUUUGAAUAUUUGUAUUUAAUGUAAAAGGUAUACAAAGAAAAACAUUUCAGGGAUGAUCUUUUUUCAAAUGAGAGCCUGGACUUAGCUGUUUAAGCAACUCACCAACUGCAUUCAAAAAGAGUAGCAAAAUGUGAGUACAUGUUAAUAGUUUUUUUUUUACAAAUAUUAAAUAUUUGGGUGUAAUUUAUUAUCUGUAUCGGAGUACAAUCAUUUUAAUAGUUAGUCACAUUUUCCUUAUUGGGGACUAUACUUCUUACUU
This is a messenger RNA of Pseudonaja textilis, 4418 nucleotides long. RefSeq names its product SUV39H1 histone lysine methyltransferase (gene SUV39H1). Lineage: Eukaryota; Metazoa; Chordata; Lepidosauria; Squamata; Elapidae. Gene Ontology annotation, cellular component: nucleus. The record is from RefSeq and is a predicted model, not a curated record. Gene Ontology annotation, molecular function: protein binding; zinc ion binding; histone H3K9 methyltransferase activity.